Messenger RNA from Pogonomyrmex barbatus (red harvester ant), 811 nucleotides. It is a transcript of the gene mRpS28, whose product is annotated as mitochondrial ribosomal protein S28. Gene Ontology annotation, cellular component: mitochondrial small ribosomal subunit. Lineage: Eukaryota; Metazoa; Arthropoda; Insecta; Hymenoptera; Formicidae. The record is from RefSeq and is a predicted model, not a curated record.
UUCUCGCUUAGAUAAAAAUCUAAUUUUGAAUUUUAAAGUUUAAUCAUUAUUCUUCUGAGCAACAGAAAAUGUGUCACCUAACCUAAGUUUUGUUAUAACCUGAAAGUUAUCAACGACAAACGAGAGUUUUAUUUGUCAUCAUGAACAAGUUACCUCGUCUGAAAAGAACAUUAACGCACUUGCGAUCUCUCAAUAUUCUACGAAUAAAUUCCUGCUCCGCAAGAUGUUUCAGUACGAAUAAAGAUUCAGAGGAAAAAAGCAACGAUUCAAGCCCAUCUUUGGAAUUCGGUGUCGAGAAAGAGGUUACGCCAACAGAGAACGUUAAAGUAGAAUCCGAGACGAAGUUGAGUGGCUUUGCGCGAAGUUAUGACAAAUUUUCGCACAUUGACGAUAAAAAGUCAGAAACGCCUCAAACAUUUACUUCUUUGAUGCGCAAUUCUAAAUUUGUUGAUCUGGGUGAUCCCGAAGGAAAAGUUGUAACUGGCGAGGUAUUUAAUGUGAUUGGUAAUGAUUUGUAUAUCGAUUUUGGAUGGAAAUUUUACUGUGUAUGUCGGAAACCUCUCAAGAACGAACAAUACUAUGUGAGAGGAUCUAAAGUUCGAUUGAGAAUAAAGGAUUUAGAACUUUCCUCCAAAUUUUUGGGCGCAGUAAACGAUGUAACUCUUCUGGAAGCUGAUUGUACUUUAAUUGGCUUAAUAUCAUCUCCAUUACAAAUGGCAGAACAGAAAGCAAGAACAAGAAGGCCAUAAAUAUAAGAUGUUUAAUAAUAAUAUGAUAAUGUCUAUGUUAAAUAAAAUUAAUAUGACAUGUA